Cucumis melo (muskmelon) is the source of this 2099-nucleotide messenger RNA. RefSeq names its product phosphatidate cytidylyltransferase 1-like. Lineage: Eukaryota; Viridiplantae; Streptophyta; Magnoliopsida; Cucurbitales; Cucurbitaceae. Gene Ontology annotation, cellular component: endoplasmic reticulum membrane. Bases 411 to 1787 code for a protein of 458 amino acids. The record is from RefSeq and is a predicted model, not a curated record. The transcript is spliced from 14 exons. Gene Ontology annotation, molecular function: phosphatidate cytidylyltransferase activity.
AUUUUGCGUUAUAGUUCGUAGGUUUGGUUGCAAGAUCAUCAUCAAUCCAUCAUCAUCAAUUCAUCAUCAUCGAAUGUGUUGUGUGAGAAAGAAGAAGUGACAGUUGUGCAUCGUUCGUCAAUGGAAAACCAAUUGUAUUGAUUCCAAACCAAUAUUAUUCCAUUGGAGUUCACGUUCUCUUCUUCACCGCUCACCAAAAUUCACAGACAAAAUUACGUCAACAGCUUCGUAGCAAAUGUGUGUUAUGUAAUAAUCCCUUCACUACUCAACACGUUGAUCUCAACUUUUCCUUCUUCACUCUGCCUUCUCCUCACUCUGACUUCAAUCUUUUUGAUCUGUCCCCGUUUUCUUCUUUCUACAGCCUUUGCCAGGCAAUACAGCAUUGAUGUGAGAUCUGGUUUUGAAGAGAUAUGCAGAGAGAAAAUAGUUUCAACCAUCCAUCGAGCCCUAGUGCUCGACUUCGACACCGUAGGAGAUCGAAUGAGGGAAAUGAAAUAUGCACAAUUGAAUAUAAUUUUCUAGAACUUGUCAAUGAAGUUACCAAUGAUGAUUGCUGUUGGAAAGCAAUUCAGUUUUGGCAAUCUUAUUAUGGGAUUGUGGAGGAUUUGAAGUCAAAUGGAAGCCAUUUACUUGUUAAUGACAGAAAUAAAUAUAAGUCAAUGUUGAUUCGUGCCUAUUCAUCUGUCUGGAUGAUUGGAGGGUUUGCAUUAGUAAUAUACCUUGGACAUCUAUAUAUUAUGGCUAUGGUGGUAGUAAUCCAAAUCUUUAUGGCACGAGAACUUUUCAAUCUACUUAGGAGGACUCAUGAAGAUAGGCAGCUCCCAGGAUUCCGGUCAUUAAACUGGUACUUCUUCUUCACGGCAAUGUUUUUUGUCUAUGGCCGUCUUCUCAGUCAACGGCUUGUCAAUACUGUAACAACAGAUAAAGUUCUGUAUCAGCUUGUUAGCAGCCUCGUCAAGUAUCAAAUGGCCAUUUGCUAUUUUUUGUAUAUUGCAGGUUUUAUGUGGUUCAUUCUUACUCUAAAAAAGAAAAUGUACAAAUAUCAGUUUGGCCAGUAUGCAUGGACACACAUGAUCUUGAUAGUUGUGUUUACACAGUCUUCGUUCACUGUUGCUAACAUCUUCGAAGGAAUCUUCUGGUUUCUUCUUCCAGCAACACUCAUUGUAAUCAAUGACAUUGCUGCAUACUUCUUUGGAUUUUUCUUUGGACGAACCCCAUUGAUCAAGAUAUCACCAAAGAAAACUUGGGAGGGAUUCAUAGGAGCCUCUGUGACAACUAUUAUCUCGGCAUUUAUGCUUGCGAACAUUAUGGGUCGGUUCAGUUGGCUCACUUGUCCAAGAAAGGAUUUAUCAACUGGUUGGCUUCACUGUGAUCCGGGUCCCAUGUUCACACCAGAAUUUUUUACUUUGCCAGGAUGGAUUCCUACAUGGUUCCCAUGGAAAGAUGUUACCAUUUUGCGAGUUCAGUGGCAUGCUAUAUGUCUUGGUUUGUUUGCGUCAAUAAUAGCUCCUUUUGGCGGCUUCUUUGCGAGUGGCUUUAAGAGAGCUUUUAAAAUCAAGGAUUUUGGUGAUAGCAUUCCUGGACAUGGUGGAAUCACAGAUAGGAUGGAUUGUCAGAUGGUGAUGGCUGUGUUUUCAUACAUCUAUCAUCAAUCAUUUGUUGUGUCUCAGAGCAUAACUGUUGAAUCAAUUAUUGAUCAGGUACUAAUGAAUCUUACAUUCGAGGAGCAACAACUUCUUUUCACGAAACUUGGGCAAAUGCUGCAAGACAGGCUGUUCCUGCAAUAGUAACAUCUGUCGUCCUUUUGUAUAUGGUGAUCUAGGAUUAAAAAUUGAAUACUGACCUGUACAUGGAUAUUGUUUCGUAAUUUUUUUCCUCGUAUAAUUUAUCUGCAACAAGUCUUGGAAUUUAGAUGAUUGUUUCUACAUUUGCACUUUGUAUAGUUUAUGUGCAUCUUGAUUUGUACAAGAGAGGGUGGAACCAUGGCCUCUCUUUUUUAUUUUAGAGCAUGCGUGUAAAUACCAUUGAAAACUAAGCUUGAUGAACUGAAGUUUAUGUCUUACAUAAUUUCAGCUCUGUUACAGACCUGUUCAGUAGAA